UUAUACUUACUGAUAUUAUUUAUACUUGUUCCCUUAUAGUUUUUGUUUACCUGUUCUAGUAAAAGAGAGAUUGCUGCAUUCACUCUCACCAUAAAUUCAGCAAGUGUAUUAUCUCUACUUUGUACCAGGCUGUUAAAGGAACCCAUACCUUGCCCGGCUACCCAGAAGGCAACGGAUAAUUUAGUACAAUAUUUCUCUUUUAUCAGUUAUAGGGACCUAUUGGUUCCAGGAGGAAAAUGAUCAUUAUCAGUUAUUUAUAUAGUGCCAGUGGCACAGCUCUUUGCAUUAGUUUGUAAUAAACAGGGGUCCUACAACCGAUAUAAAGAGAUGAAGGAAUAUAAAUGACCCCCUGUACCCCAUCCUGAUAAUUUAUGAUUGUUCCCUAAUAAUAAGUGGUAAUGCUGAUAGGUCAUCUAAAUGGGCAGAGCUGCCACUAUUGCCAUCUAUAGAGUACAUAGGAGUUUAGGGGUUAACAGGAAGUCAAAGUCCAAACAACAAACUUGCCCCACUCUGUGUGAGAGGGGGAGAUAAAACAAGUCCAACUGGUUAUAAAGAGAGAGGAAAGUUCAGUUUCAUUUCUUGUUCCUGAUUUCAGCGAUGGCGGCUGCUGAUCUGAGAGACGAGCUGAUCUGCUCCAUCUGCCUGAGCAUUUAUACUGAUCCGGUAUCCCUGCCCUGUGGCCAUAACUUCUGCCGGGACUGCAUUGGGGGGGUGCUGGGUACCCAGGAGGGAUCUGGGGCUUAUUCCUGCCCUGAAUGCAGAGCUGAGUAUCAGGAGCGCCCUGCCCUGCCCAGGAACAGAGCUCUGGGGAACAUAGCAGAGAGGUUCCGUCCGACUGAGACAGAGCCGGGGGAGACUGGGAUUCCCUGCUCCUACUGUCUCCUCUCUCCUGUACCUGCUGCUAAAUCCUGUCUCCUGUGUGAGGCUUCUCUGUGUGAUACCCACCUGAGGGGGCACUGCCAGUCAGCAGAACAUGUACUCACUGAGCCCACCGCUUCCUUUAUGGGGAGAAAAUGUUCUGUACAUCACAAGGUUCUGGAGUAUCACUGCUGUGAGGACUCUGCCUUUAUCUGUGUGUAUUGUUGCCUGGCCGGGGAGCACCGGGGCCACAGGGUGGAGCUGCUGAGUGAGGCCUCUGAGAAGAAGAAAGAGAAACUGAGGAAAGUUCUGGAGAAACUGAGCCCAGAGAGAGAGGAGACUGAGAGAGGAGCCCAGAGGCUGCAGGAGCGCAGGAGAGAAGUGGCAGAAGUGGCAGCCGGUGAGACAGAGAGAGUCACUGCCCUGUUUAGGGGCAUCAGGGAAGAGCUGGAAGCCCUAGAGAAGCGACUCCUGAGUGACAUCUCCAGGCAGAAAGAGGAGCUUUGCCUCCAACUCACUGAGCUGAUCCAACAGCUGGAAAUAAAGAAGGACGAGCUGUCCAGGAAGAUCCGUCACAUUGAGGAGCUGUGCAACAUGGCAGAUCCACUCACUGUCCUACAGGAACAAUGGGAAUCCCAUGGAGCUGCCUUUUGUGGGGCUGAGGGGGCAGAUACUGAGGGCAGAGAGAGAGAGGAUACUGAGGGGGCAGAUACUGAGGGCAGAGAGAGAGGGGGUAUAAAGGUCCCGGCUGUAGGGCAUCUGGAUGUGGGUCGGAUCUCAGAGACAUUACUCACAGGCUUAGCUGGGAUUGUGACUGGGGUAGAGGGAAGGCUGAUCUAUGGGCAGGAGGCUACAGAGCUGGUACUGGAUAUAAACACGGCUGGGAAUCAUGUAUCUGUAUCAGGGGAUGGGAAAUCUGCUUCCUACUCACAUACAGACCAGCGUCACCCACAAACCCCAGAGAGAUUUCAGGUUCCUCAGGCUUUAAGCAGCAGGAGUUUCCCCUCAGGGCGACAUUACUGGGAAGUGGAGGUCAGUGAAUCAGGGUACUGGAGGGUAGGGGCGGCCUAUCCCAGUAUAGAGAGGGGAGGGGAUCAGUCUCUCAUUGGGAAUAAUAACAAGUCCUGGGGUUUGUACAGAUGGAAUAAUAACUAUACAGUGAGACAUGACAGGAAAGACACACAGUUACCCCACGCCCCUUCCUGCAGGAGAAUCAGGAUCUCAUUGGACUAUGAGGCCGGACGCCUGUCCUUUUAUGAGCUGAGUGAGCCAAUCAGGCACUUACACACCUUCACUGCCUCCUUCACUGAGCCCCUUCAUGCUGCAUUCUGGGUAGUGGGGUAUAAUGGUGUCUAUGUGAGAAUCAUUAGUUCGGGCCCUGCCCACUGCCCAGCUGGAAACCAAUGACUUGGUUCUUUAAACACAAUCUGCUUGAGUUCUCACCAAUGCCGGAUUUGUCUUCCAGGUGCCUUGAGGCUGCCACCGUUGGUCAACCCCACCACCCGCCCCCCCGAGUGCUAACCCUUCCACCCUUCUUUUUGGGGUCUUUGGCUGGUCUGGUAACUCCCUCAGCCUAUCACCCCUAGAGGGAGCUCUAACAGGAUCUCUCCCCACACUGGCGAUGGCGGCUGCUGAUCUGAGAGACGAGCUGAUC
Xenopus tropicalis (tropical clawed frog) is the source of this 2512-nucleotide messenger RNA. Its product is annotated as E3 ubiquitin-protein ligase TRIM7-like. The coding region runs from base 598 to 2265 and encodes 555 amino acids. Gene Ontology annotation, cellular component: cytoplasm. NCBI's taxonomy places the organism in Eukaryota, Metazoa, Chordata, Amphibia, Anura, Pipidae. The transcript has 2 exons. Gene Ontology annotation, biological process: antiviral innate immune response. The record is from RefSeq and is a predicted model, not a curated record. Gene Ontology annotation, molecular function: zinc ion binding.